This is a messenger RNA of Plasmodium gonderi, 1791 nucleotides long. RefSeq names its product phenylalanyl-tRNA synthetase alpha chain. Gene Ontology annotation, biological process: tRNA aminoacylation. Lineage: Eukaryota; Apicomplexa; Aconoidasida; Haemosporida; Plasmodiidae. The coding region runs from base 1 to 1791 and encodes 596 amino acids. The transcript has 2 exons. Gene Ontology annotation, molecular function: ATP binding; aminoacyl-tRNA ligase activity; tRNA binding. The record is from RefSeq and is a predicted model, not a curated record.
AUGUGCCUUUUUGUUAUUCUUCACACUCUUUUCAUAACCAUAUUUUUCACACAACACAGCAACUGUUACAACGCCAAUAAAUACCCACGCGAUUGCGUAAGCAAACUUGUAUUAUCAAAACUGAACAACAAUUAUUACGUAAAGGAUGACAUAAUAAAUUAUGCAAGAUUUAAAUAUGUAUACAAUAUUAAGAACCAUCCCAUACAUCAUGUUACAAGAGAAAUAUUGAAAUACUUACAAUCAAAGUCAUCCUUCCAUGUAGUAUACAACAAAUGUCCCCUUUACCAAAGGAAUAUCUGUUUUAAUGAUAUUUUAAUUAAAAACACAAAUGACACAACAUCGUAUAAGAAUAACUUCUACUUCUCGGACUCACUGUUGUAUAUCCCUCAAGCGACAUCUCUGUUUCCAUACAUUUAUUCCCUCAUAAGGGAUGAACAAAAGACGGGGAAAUGUGAUUCAUAUUGUAGCAAGAGAUGUGGAUCCAUAAAUUACCAGUUGAGAUACGCACCAAAUGGUUCGCAGGAAACGGGAGAAAAGACAAAUGAUGAUAUACACACAAAUGAAAUUAUUAGAAAAAAGGAAUGCAACAGGACUGAAGAAGUAAAAGGGGAAAAAGGCUCCAAUAUAUGCUUGUAUAAUAAAUAUUAUCAAAAUGCGGAUAGAGAAAAAAGUGCAAAGGAAGAGGAAUCAUCCAGUAUACAACAACAUAUGGAGAGGAACAUAGAAAAUUUCCUUAUCAUUUCAAAUAUUUUUCGAAAAGAUAAUAUUGAUAAAUUGCAUUUUCCAUUUUUUAACCAAAUGGAUAUAUAUAUAAAAAUAAAAAACGAACUUAUUGAGAAGCAAAAACAGCUCCUUUAUUUUUUGUGCUCAUUAUUAGAAGCUCUUUUUGGCAAAACGCACAAAUGGAGAAUAAAAAAAGAUUCUUUUGAUUUUACUAAAUAUUCAUUACAAGCAGAAGUUUAUUACAAUGACAAAUGGGUAGAAAUUCUAGGAUGUGGAAUUUUAAAAAAAAAAAUUUUUUUUCAAAAAAAUAAACAAUAUGAUAUGUGUGAUUACUUAGCCCUUGGUCUUGGGAUAGACAGAAUUGCAAUGAUCAAGUGGGGAAUCAAUAGAAUAAGGGAUCUAUAUUUGUAUAUUACAAAUGCGAGUAAAAAUGUUUCAAGUAAUAAAAAAAAAACGCACACAUAUGUGGACAAACAAAUGAACAGCAAUAUGAUUAAGAGUAGUAGCAGCAGUAGAAGCAGUAGCAUCCCGGGACAAAGAACACAUGGAAUUUCACAUGUUGAUACGCAUGACUUAAGCAUGUGGGGAAAGUCCACUUGUGAUGAUGCUGAGAGAAAUGAAUCAGUACUAUGCGAAGAAAACAUUCUUUUAUAUUCCCCCAAAUUGGAGGGAAUACAUUUUCGGAAUGAAUUGCUGAAAUGUUUAACAAGAAAAAGGGUUGUAAAUCGACAAAAGGGAGAUUCAUUUCUGUACUUUUUAAAUUUAUACAACAUACGGGACGAAGAACGAGACUUGUCAUUUUAUGCCAACUCAGAAUGGAACAAGGAGUUGUUUAUAAAAAAUGUUUUCAAUUUUGCACAUAUUAUGAACGGACAUUUCCUCAAAAGGGUUAUACUUCUGGACGUGUUUCUGCAUAAGGGUUCAGGCAACACCAGUUACACCUACAAAUUUGUGUAUUCUCCAUCCGCACAAAUAAGGGAACAGCACAUUUUCAAAAAACUGGUGAAGGAUUUGCACGAGCAGAUUGUGCUCAAGAUUGUCAGUACGUAUGCCAUAACAAUUCGAUGA